AUGCUUACCAUUGUAUUUGAAAGGAAGGCGCAGAGACUUCGGGCUCAUCAGCGGCUGAUUACGGAUCUGUAUGUAACGGAGACACAGCGGCCAAUGAUUCACUGUACCGGUGCUGCAGAAGAGGAGGACGCCCGUCGAUACCAGAGCGUGAACACCGUGAAGGCACUGAUGCAGGAUAAAGCAAGUCGUUCAAAGGAGUCGAUGUGUGUUGAGGAUAAUGUACUGCUAGAAUAUCUGGGACAUCAGGAAUACAUCGACACAUUGCAGAUACCGCUGCAACCGCUAGCAGAUAAUCUGGAUUCAGGAACCUAUGCAGUUUUUGAGGAGGAUGUGGUCAAAUAUACCAUGUACCGUGAAGCCAUCAGCCAUGCCAUUGAGGAGCUUGUUGAAAUUGUUGCUGAUCAACGACAAAUUGUUGUUUAUCUUCUAGGAGCAGGAAGAGGGCCACUGGUA
Molecule: messenger RNA, 453 nt
Organism: Gongylonema pulchrum
Lineage: Eukaryota; Metazoa; Nematoda; Chromadorea; Rhabditida; Gongylonematidae
Source: the annotation of a GenBank genome assembly